This is a messenger RNA of Penicillium egyptiacum, 1521 nucleotides long. The record is from the annotation of a GenBank genome assembly. Lineage: Eukaryota; Fungi; Ascomycota; Eurotiomycetes; Eurotiales; Aspergillaceae.
AUGUUUGAAUCGAUACAACAAGCUCUCUUUCCCGGUGGCCGUUCCCUCAUCGUGGAUUACAUUGCGACGGGCCUAACUUUGUUCCUCGUUUACUUGAUUCGCACUCGUUAUUUCCAUGGGCUCAACAAGAUUCCUGGCCCUUUCCUGGCCAGUUUCACUAGCCUCUGGAAAUGGGACACAGUCCGCCGAGAGAAAAUGCCAUUUGUUAAUACUCAACUUCAUGAAAAGUAUGGCCCGCUGGUUAGAAUUGGGCCCAACCACAUAUCUGCCUCGAGCGCAGAGUCCAUACAAGUUGUCCAUCGAUCCAAGAGUGGCUUCACUAAGUCCGGUAUAUACGGAAUAUUGCAGCCGAGUUACGAAGGCACAGACCUGCACAAUGUUUUUUCGACCCAGGAUGCUGAGUACCAUGCGGCAUUAAAACGCACAAUGGGGUCCUUAUACACAACCACGGCUGUUUUGGGUCUUGAAUUCCAUCUCGAUGACUGCACCAAGCUCUUUAUCUCCAAGAUGAAUGAAAUCAUCGGCACCAAGGCGUCGGCGCCUGUAGAUCUUGCCGCUUGGCUCCAGUACUACGCCUUCGACUCUCUAGGGGCUGUCAACUUCUCUAAGAUGCUAGGCUUCAUGGAGUCAGGCACCGAUGUUGACGGAAUCUGUCAUUUGGACCAUGAUCAGAUGAUGUAUUUCGCCAUGUGGGGUCAGAUUACCACAAUCGAAAGAGCCUGGGCUAAAGUCAAGGCUCUCGCAACCGGAACAAGAAAGGAGAACCCGCUGUUCAAUUUUGCUCUGGAACUCGUUCAAAAACGCGAGGCGAACCCGACCGAGUCAGCCGACAUGUUGAACCUUUUCUUGACCUUGCACAAGUCUGUCCCUGAGAAGUUUACCAUCAGAGAUGUCAUCGCAGCAGCGUAUAUCAACGUGGUAACUGCCCACGAUGUUGUCGCCAUCACGCUUCGGGCCGUGGUCUACUAUCUUGCCAAGAAUCCCGCCAUGCAGAAGAAGCUGCAGCAGGAGAUUGACGACGCAGAAACCGCAGGCAAACUGUCUAAUCCGGCCAAGUACACCGAGAUCACACCGUUGAGCUACUUACUAGCUGUCACAAACGAAGCUCUCCGGAUCCACCCAAGCACCGGCUUGAUUCUCGAACGCCGCUGUCCAACGGGCGGCGUCACCCUACACGGACAGUAUAUUCCCGAGGGCACCAUCAUCGGUGUAAACUGCUGGGUGGUCAACCGCGACAAGGGAAUAUUCGGCCAGGACGCACAUGAGUUCCGGCCGGAGAGAUGGAUCGACAGCGACCCCAAAGAUGUGUCGAGGAUGAGAACAAACAUGUUCACGUUUGGAGCUGGAGCGAGAAACUGCAUCGGCAAGAACCUCGCCAUGAUGCAGCUGACCAAGAUCAUUGUUGAGCUUUACCGAAACUUUGACAUCGCAUUGGAGAAUCCAGACAAGGAUUGGACUGUCUCUGGCGGUUGGCUCACGAGACAGACCGAGAUGGACAUGGUUUUGACGAAGAGGAAGUAA